AUGUUGGGAUUAAUUUCUCGUCAAGCGCCUCGUCUUUUGAAACAACCAGGAUCUUUGAUCUUCAGGAGAAGUCUCGCUGAUGGUAGCCCUGCGGUUUCUCUUACAUUUGGAUCGCCUUCAGAGGUAUGUUUUGAAUAGAAGACACUUCUGUAACAACAUGUGCACGGGUUACCACCAUUCUAUGAUUUACAGAUCUAAUAUAAAUUUUGGAUAAUCUAACCAUCGUAUUGAGGGACUCUUUGAGGUUGAAUGUUUAUAUGUGCUUGGAAAUUAAAUUGGAUAUUAAUUAAAAUCAUACAGUUGGUUGAGGCGAUGUGUCAAAUUAACAGCUGUUGAUUACUCAAUGUUAUUCAUCAAAAUCAACACAGCUUCAAAUAUUAGUUCUUCAGAUGGAAAUCUUUCGGAAGUAGUUCAAACAUGUGUCCAUGAUGGAUUUGUAGUGAGCCAGUUAUGAAUUACCUCUAGCCUUCUGCAUUCAUCACACUUCUACACCCAGUUGUUCAACAGCUCUCAAAUACAUGUAAACUUUUGCCAUAUCCUCCUACUAAAUGAAUGUGGGAAUACUCGCCCAUCACACCCUAAUAUUGAUAGAUCUGCAUAUUCUCCAUACUAUUCUCCAUACAUUUUGUAAGGUGCUGACAAAGAGAACUUGUUUGAGAGUCAAGAGCCUCUUAAGUUGGCUACCGUUUGAUUUAUUCUCAUCACCAUAAUAGUUGAUUUAGUAGUGAUACUGUGAGGAGAAGGUAGAUUUUAGUCACUCUUAAGAGUUCAAGGGUUAAAGCACCUUGGGAUAAUUGACUGUGAACGAUUUUCUCCAAGUAAGUUGAGGAUACUCCACAUUGUGGUCAUUAACUAUUUGAUAGUCAAGAACAGCAAUUUUUCAUGAUUACAUUACAUUUAAAAGAAUAGUUUUGGCUUUUGGCCAAUCAAUUUGUUUCUGUUUUUUGUUUAGUCAUUUUAUUCAGAAGCUGAAGUGAAGCAAGUUGAUCUUUCAACCACAGCUGGUAGUUUUGGUAUUCUGGCCAAUCAUGUUCCCACUCUGGCAACUCUGCGACCAGGCCUUUUGACUGUGACUGAUGAGGAAGGUGUUCAUAAAUAUUUUGGUGAGUAUUGAAAAUAGAGUUAUAGAGGUUAGUGAAAAAUGGUUAUUCAGUGUUUGAAACAGGCAUACUCAGAAAUAACAAACUUUUAGUUUUCCCAAAAGGAGUUGUAACUAUGACCUUCUCAUUGGUACUUGAGAUACUCAUGCUUUCCAGUUGUACAAACAUGGCUUCCAGUCUCCUCCUAAUCUGAGUCUACUCAUGUUGUUCUUGAUCAUUUAAUAAUUCUUGUUAAUUCAGGAUUACUGACAAACUCAAAAAACAGUGAAUACUUGAAAUAUUUCAGAAAUGUUUAUUAAGUUGAGAUAAGUCACCUAGAUGUUAUUAAACUAAAAUACCACAAACUCAUAACAUGAACUAUUUCAUUUAAUCUUUUGUUCAUUUUGAUACUUCAUUCCUGUAAUAUCUCUGUGCUCUUAGGUAUCUCACUUUGCCAGCAAAACUUUUUGAAGGAUUUUAAUCUCCUGUUUUUUAAGAUUUUUCCAACAGAUGAGUUUAGAGGUUUUAUUGAUUAACUUAAAAUCAACUUUAGAUUUUGCACUUAUAUAAAUCAUACCAAAACAAUGAAUAGUUGUGGUUGGGAAUAUGAUGUCUUGUAUAACUAGGGGUGUAUAACUGCAUGGAUUGUUUAGAGUUAACUUGCUGCGAGAGAUGGGGGCACUGACUUUCCUUUCAACUUCCUCUUUCCAGCAAGCAGUGGUACAGUGACCAUUAAUGCUGACUCUACAGUUCAAAUUCUUGCUGAGGAAGCCCAUCCCAUAGACAGAUUCGAUCCACAGGUAUGUCAUUUAACCUUUUAAAUUCAGGAUCUGAUUGUAAAUUCUCCCCUUUAGCCAUCACGCAUUUCCUUGUAAAUAAGUUAUCAGAAUUUAGUGUCAGAUCAAGAUCACUCAUACCUCAUAAGUUUGAGUAUUCUCAUUACCUGUUUGCUUGGCAGUGUAGUGAUAAUAAUUAUUAUUGGAAGAUGUUACAUGUUACUCACUUCUGGGAAUAAAAGUGUUUAAUACAUGUAGCUAGAACCAAACUGUAUUUACUCCAGCAGGGAGAAUUUCUUUUUUCAGACACCCAAAUGUAGGACUCUGGCAAUUCUUUAUUUAAAGCUCAGAAUUACAGUAGCAUGUGGCAGUUAGAGACAAUACAUAUAACCCUUUUGCUUCCAAGAUCAACUGUCAAAUUCUCAGUGCCAUCUGUCUUAAAUUUUGCAAGUUUUUUUGCAAUGAGAGUUUGAUGUGAAAUCAAACAGUAUUCCUUUGAUGAUGUUUUUCUUUCUUCUCAUCACCCAUCUGGUUGAAAAUGUUUUGAUCCUGAAAAGAGAAAUCCCCUCCCCCCCCUCCCCCCUGUCACGCUUGUGGUAGUGGAAGGGUUAAGAGAUUGAAAUGAAAAGUUAAUUUGGUUUUGCUUCUAUAAUUGAGUGAUGGCCAUAUUUUCAUGAACUACCUUAAUCAAUGAAGAUUGUUACAAUAGCUACUUUUUGUAAGUUCAAAGUACCCAACUUAAAAUAAAUCAUUUAAAAAAAUCAAUAUAGUAAUGAAUGUAGAAAAGGCUCUCGGGGUUCUUGUCAAAUUUAAUAACUGUCUUGUUUUCCUUAUUCAGGCUGUUACCCAACAGUUAGAUCAAGCUCAACAAAGCUUAUCAAAUGCAGCAAAUGAUGAAGAGAAAGCAAAAGCACAAAUUGCAGUGGAGUGUCUAGAUGCUUUAAAUAAAGCCUUGGGACAUUGAUAAUAACUCAUUACUUCUCCUUUUUUUUUUUUUUUCUACUUGAAUAAACUCUGAAAGGCACACAAGAUUUGUACUGUGGUGGUGUUGGUGUAAUGUUUGCCUCUAACCUGUAAAAUCAUCAUUUGACAAUGUAUUAAGUUUUUGUGGCCUCUUCAUAGCCCACCACUAUUAUAUUUUGUCUUCAGAAAAAGUGGCAAUGCAAAUUACUUGUAGAGUUAUUUUGUAUUGAAUAAAAUGUGAUUAAAGCUUACACACACUCUUUGCUACCAUCAAAUGAAUGAUAAUAUUAAUUACCAUUUUGUUUUUCUUGUCUGGGC
Pocillopora meandrina is the source of this 3136-nucleotide messenger RNA. NCBI's taxonomy places the organism in Eukaryota, Metazoa, Cnidaria, Anthozoa, Scleractinia, Pocilloporidae. The record is from the annotation of a GenBank genome assembly.